UUUUUCUGCCAAUCAGCAAUUUGCUAUAAAAGCGUAUUUUAGGAGUGGACUUCAGCUUAGUUAAAAACUAAAUCAGACAAUACAAUGCGUGCCUGUUUGGUGCUUGCCCUCUUCGGAUUUGUGCUUUUGGCCACAGUUUCGGCCAAUUCCAUCGAUAUCGAUGAGUUGGAGGACCUCGAGGAGGAGAAAAGAAUUGCGGAAGAGAGGAGCAACGUUCCCGAAGAGAAGGAUAACAUUUUGGGGGAUGAGGAAAAUGGCGCUGCGGAUGACGAGGAGGACGACGAGGACACACAGGAUGGGGUAGAUGACUCCGAGUCCCAGGAUGAUUCUCAGGACGAUGGCGAUGAAGAAAUCGAGCAGAGCCAAAAAGACAAAGAUGAACAGUAGCUCUAAUGGGAAUUGACGGAUUCUAUUCGUUUAUUGUUUUAAUUACCACGUUUUAACCGCUUGUUAGACUUUCAAACAACUGUUCACACAAAGACCACAUCUUUAUCUCCGAUACCCUAAAAAGCAAAUGUUUUUAUGUUUUCCUAGCAAAUAUAUAAAAUUCUGGGAAUGCCCGUGAUCAUAA
Drosophila biarmipes is the source of this 571-nucleotide messenger RNA. Its product is annotated as glutamic acid-rich protein. The record is from RefSeq and is a predicted model, not a curated record. The coding region runs from base 85 to 387 and encodes 100 amino acids. Lineage: Eukaryota; Metazoa; Arthropoda; Insecta; Diptera; Drosophilidae. The transcript has a single exon.